AUGCGGACAGCGCGCGGGGUGUGCUUGUUGGGCGUGGCCCCAGAGUCUCGGCGACCGUCCAUCGGGCAAGGUACCCCGACCCGUCCGGAGGCGUGGGCGGUGCUGCGGCGCGCGAGGUCGAGCCCGGUGUGCCGGUGCCUGACGGGGACUGUGCGCAAGUUGGGCUGCCGGCUGGCUCUGACCUCUUUGCCGCCGGAGGUGCUUGACGUGAGGUGGGAUGUGGUCGUCGGCGGCGGGCCGAGCAGGGCAGGUCCCGGGGAGCCGGGGCGGAUGGGCGCCAUAUACACGACGACCGCACUCGCGCCCGCGGGGGGCGAAGCGGUGGACGUGGCGGUGCACGAGAUGAACCGGACGACGGGAAGAUCUGAUGCCACAACCAGUCUUCUCUACCGAGCGGCGCCAUGGCUGUCGGCCGACGAGCGCCUCACCGCGGCUGCUGGCCAACAAGGAAAAGGGGAGCACGGGUGCUAG
This is a messenger RNA of Triticum turgidum subsp. durum (durum wheat), 471 nucleotides long. The record is from the annotation of a GenBank genome assembly. Lineage: Eukaryota; Viridiplantae; Streptophyta; Magnoliopsida; Poales; Poaceae.